AUGGCAGUUGUGCAUCGUGCGUUACUUACAUGGUUCAAUCUUUUAAUUUUCCUGAUUUUACUCAAUUUGAAACUUGAACAGAGAAUACAAUGGAACUGGUUUAUAGUUUUCAUUCCGAUGUGGUUGUACGACCUCAUUCUUAUCGUUUUUGUAGUUUUUAAUAUGAUUUCACAUUGUAAAAAUGGGCGUGUUGUUAAUUUACGCCGGGAAGUGUGGUAUAUGACAGCUGUAUUUAUGAAAUUAAGUGCCCAAAUUAUGAUAUGCUUGAAAUUGGAAGCACCUCAUUGGUUCCUACCAGCAACAGUUGUUCUGACACCAUUUUGGAUUCUUCUAUCAGUAUUAUCAGUUGAUGUUUUUAUUCAUCUGAUACAGCAAUACCAGUUUUGA
Messenger RNA from Dufourea novaeangliae, 387 nucleotides. RefSeq names its product transmembrane protein 60. The transcript has 2 exons. The record is from RefSeq and is a predicted model, not a curated record. Lineage: Eukaryota; Metazoa; Arthropoda; Insecta; Hymenoptera; Halictidae. Bases 1 to 387 code for a protein of 128 amino acids.